CAUCCACAUAUAUACAUAGACACACGCCACUAUAUAUACAUAAACUAUCAAAGCUCUUCAAAUCUCAAUAACCAACUUAACCAAUACAACAGUAGUAGUUCUUUUACCCCUCAACUUUUUUCUAUUUCUUUCCAUAAAACAUAAACCAAUAUGAAGUGGGCUAAAGGCCCUUUUCUUGGCCGCGGUUCCUACGCCACCGUCUUUGCCGCUACCUCCACCUCUGGUGAUACUUUCGCAGUCAAAUCAGUUGAUUAUUCGCAGUCGGAGAAUUUGAAGAAGGAGCAACAUUUUUUGUCAAUCUUGAAAAGUCCUUUUAUUGUGAGCUACAAAGGGUGUGACACCACUAGAGAAGAUAAUAAUAACAAGUUGAUGUACAAUCUAUUUAUGGAUUACAUGGCGUGUGGUUCGAUUAUCGAUUUGUUAAAGGCCCGAAAUUGUGGUGGUUUCAAUAGUUUGGAAAUUGCAAGCUACACAAGACAAAUUGUCAAAGGGCUAGAGUACAUUCAUUCGUGUGGCGUAGUACAUUGUGAUAUUAAAGGUGCAAAUAUUUUAGUUGAUCAUAAUGGUGUUAUAAAAAUUGGAGAUUUGGGUUCUGCUAAAUGGGCCACUGAGGUAGCCCAAAUUCGUGGUACUCCAAUGUUCAUGGCCCCUGAAGUUGCAAGAGGCGAAGAACAAGGUUUUCCGGCAGAUAUAUGGGCACUUGGAUGCACAAUUCUUGAAAUGAUGACUGGUGAUUUACUAUGGGCUAAUGUUAAUAAUGACCCGGUAUCACUUCUUUACAAAAUUGCAUUUUCUAAUGAAAUUCCGGAUAUCCCAAAUGAAUUGUGUGAUCAAGCAAGGGAUUUUCUAACCAAGUGUUUGGUUCGUGAUCCAAAACAAAGGUGGACAGCGAAACAACUUAUAAAUCAUCCGUAUAUACAACCAAAAUUCGACGAAAGUUCAAACCAAAUCAGUUGCGAGAAAUUUGUUACAAGUUCACCAACAAGUAUACUUGAUCAAGAUGUUUGGGAUUCAAUGGAUGAACCAUCAUCAUCAUCAUCAUCAUUAGUACUGAGUACUCAUUUUUCAGAAUCUAUAUGUGCAACAAACAUAUUGAGACAAAGAAUAAAAAACUUGGCUAACAAUUCAGGGAGGAUGAUGAUGCCAAAAUGGGCAUAUGAAAAAGACGAAAAUGAAUGGAUCACAAUCAGAAAAGUGGAUCAGGUGAUAGAUGUGGUAGGUGAUCAUGAGAUGGAGGUGGAUUUGCACCUUCAUUAGUGGAGCUGAAAAUUAUGAUGAGUUGUAAAUAAUUAAUUAUUUAGAUACUAACAAAGUUAGUUUUAGACCAAUAGUUGUGAAACAAGCAUACAAUUUAUUUUGUACAUAUUGGUACAUAUGAAUAUUGAUAAAAUACCAUAUUUUGAGCUUUUGACCA
This is a messenger RNA of Erigeron canadensis, 1414 nucleotides long. RefSeq names its product mitogen-activated protein kinase kinase kinase 18-like. Bases 151 to 1257 code for a protein of 368 amino acids. The transcript has a single exon. The record is from RefSeq and is a predicted model, not a curated record. Gene Ontology annotation, biological process: protein phosphorylation. Gene Ontology annotation, molecular function: ATP binding; protein kinase activity. Lineage: Eukaryota; Viridiplantae; Streptophyta; Magnoliopsida; Asterales; Asteraceae.